Messenger RNA from Salvelinus fontinalis (brook trout), 7412 nucleotides. RefSeq names its product nucleolar protein 4-like. Bases 712 to 2802 code for a protein of 696 amino acids. The transcript is spliced from 12 exons. The record is from RefSeq and is a predicted model, not a curated record. NCBI's taxonomy places the organism in Eukaryota, Metazoa, Chordata, Actinopteri, Salmoniformes, Salmonidae.
CACCGGCGUCGUUUGUGUAGGCUAUCGGACAUUUUCUCUCUACAUUAGGCUACUGCUUUGUAAUCUACUAUUCCCUUCCAGAAAACGCAUUUAAAUUAGCCUAAAAUGCUUGGUUUUCGAGGUUGUCUUUAUGGCCUAUUGCUUCUUUGAGAAUAUAUAUUUCGACCGAACGUCCGAGGCGGUUCAGGCUGGUGCACGCGCAGGUCCCAUUCAAACAGGUGGGAAGCAGGGAAACAAUCCCCGUUGCGCAAGGUUGCGGUGCGCGUGAUUGAUGAUCAGAUAGCCUACAUGGCUCAAUACCGAUUAGGCCUAAAUGUUUGAGAAUUGUCACGGUUUUCACUUGAUUCUGCAUCAGCUCUGACCAAAAAUUGUGUCGAAUGUCUAAAACCUCCAGUCAAGAGACCGUUUGCGCACAGGUGGGAGAUACCCGCUCUAUAGGACAGCCCCCCUCCCUCAGUUCCUCAGCGGAUGAUGUGAGCAAGUGACAUUUUGCCGUUGCGGUUCGGGACAGCAGGCGAAUAGUCUCUGCAAACAGGUGUGCGGCUGCCCGAAUCAGUUUCCUACGCCUUUAUUCCAGCUGACGAGGAAAGGGAGAAAGCCAUCGUAGUUGCGGAACCAUCCUCCUCGACGCGGGACGGGAGAGGAGGGGGAAACCUGCAUAAUAGCUAUUUUAUUAUUUGAAGAGCCAAACGGGUUAUAAGAUCGAACGCUAUGGCAACAAAAAAAUCAUCAUGCACGGAUGUAACGAAAAGGAGCCGGAGUCCCGUCGUUUUAGGAGCGGAGAUGUUCAGUGAAUUUCAGGACUGGUGCCUCCGGACAUAUGGGGACUCGGGUAAAACAAAGACCGUCACCCGGCGAAAAUACAACAAAAUCAUGCAGACACUGUUGCAAAACGAAGAGUCGGACGGCAUGUAUGUCGACAAUAGCCACAUCAAUGCCAAAUUCAAAUUUUGGGUGAAGUCGAAAGGGUUUCAGGUCGGGAGCAACAUUCUGGGAGAGCACAAGAAAGGAGCGUCAGGGAAGCCCGUCCUAUAUGUCCCAGUCAAGUCAACGUGUGCAGAUGCAGGCUCGGCCCAGGACAGCUCAUCCCUGAAGAGGGUAGCAGUGGUGGAGGACUUCUUCGACAUCAUCUAUGCCAUGCAUGUGGAGAUGGGUGCCGAUCCUGGUAGAGCACCUAAACACGCUGGCCAGAAGAAGACCUAUAAAGCAAUAGCGGAGACGUACGCCUUCCUGCCCAGGGAGGCAGUGACACGCUUCCUAAUGAACUGUGGAGAGUGUCAGAAGAGGAUGCACAUCAAUCCCAGCACUGCAGAGUUCAAAGAAAAUGAUCGACCAACCUCCUUGGUUCCGGACCUCAUUGACUACAACAUGCCACUGACUGCCACCUACCUGAAACAGAUGAAACUACAGUGCAUGACUGCCAAUGAGCGGGAUGACAGUUCGGUGAGCAGUGAGGACAUGGAUAUGACUGAGCCCACGUGGGUCUCUGCUGAGCGUCCCCCUGUCCCUGAGCUCAGUCCCCCCAAUGGAGAAAAUGUACAAAGCCCACAGACCACACUCAAAGAGGAGGAUGAUGAUGACUCCUCUGAGAGUGGCAGUGGCCACGGUCUGCCAGCUCUGACUCCUCCGGAGGCGAUGGUUGUGGGCGCUGUCCCUCCAGAUGGAUUGGCUCCAUACAGGGAGGUGACUGAGAACGGGGUGAGUGCUCCCCUGGACUUCAGCACCACCACCUCCUCCUCUUCCUCCUCAGAGGACCAGCAACCAGUCAAUCUGACCGACAGAUUGCUGCCUGUGGGGAGCCCUGUUGGGACGCCCUACCCAACUGACUCCACCAGGAAGUGCCCCGGGAAUCCAGACUACGGCAACAAGUCUCCUCAGUACAGCUCCGGAAGCUAUGACUCAGUGAAGACUGAACUGAGCAUGAGUGCUGAGGACUUGACCUCUGGGCGUGCUCAGAUCAUUGAUGAUGAUGAUGACGAUCACGACGACCAUGAUGACAGUGAUAAGAUCACUGAUGCAGAGGGAAUGGACCCAGAGAGGCUGAAAGCCUUCAAUAUGUUUGUUCGUCUGUUUGUGGAUGAGAACCUGGACCGCAUGGUGCCCAUCUCCAAGCAGCCCAAGGAGAAGAUCCAGGCCAUCAUUGAGUCGUGCAGCCGACAGUUCCCUGAGUUCCAGGAGCGCUCCCGCAAGCGCAUCCGCACCUACCUCAAGUCCUGCCGCCGUUUGAAGAAGGUUGGUUUUGAGACACGGCCCACACCUCCCCACCUCACCUCUGCCAUGGCAGAGAACAUUCUUGCUGCUGCUUGUGAAAGUGAGACACGCAAUGCUGCCAAGAGGAUGCGACUAGAUGUCUAUCAAGGCCCUGAGGAACUUGCUACUGUUGAUAAGAACGGCUCCAGGGACCCGGCCUCAGGGGCCCCUUCAGGCUUCUCCCUGGCUGCCUCAGCCUACUCCCAGUCCCAAACCCAGGAGCCAGUCUACACCAACGGCACCAACGGAGGCCUCAACUACAGCUUCCACAGUUACGGGGCAAUCGGCAACAACCUGCCGCCCACUGGUGCCACCACACAGACCAAUGGUCCCACUGAUCUCAGUAUGAAGUCUGUGGCUCCCACCUCCUCCUCUUCCUCCAGUUCUAACAGUCACGGUGGUCAGGGUGGAGGCGGGGGAGGAGCCUCGGCUCAGCUCAGCCCCCCUGAGGUCACAGCGGUGCGGCAGCUCAUCGCCGGGUAUCGAGAGUCUGCCGCCUUCCUGCUCCGCUCCGCAGAUGAGCUGGAAAACCUAAUCCUGCAGCAGAACUGAAACAGAACCAGGCCAGACCGGGCCGAACCGCGCCGUCUCCCCAGACUCUCCGUCUGCACUAUCACCCUCAGUCACACACAGUCAGACAUCUAUACACCCAACUGAAUAAAGAGUCAAAGUAAAGAAUAAGAGUAAAACUGCAUUGCACAAUUGGGCCAUAUACAGCAGAUGGUAGAUAUAUGGUACACAUUCACAGUUUACAUAUCACAGGAGCAGAAACAAUUAAAAGAAGAAUACAAUCCAUAAUUUCACACUGAUCUUAGUGCCCAGUUAACUUCUGCCAUUCCCAUAACAAACCUACACCCUAACCACUUCAUCCAUUCCUCCAGAAACACCCCGAAGUCACCUCCUUCAGUGGAUGCUCUUUUCUAAGCUCUGAGGAGGUAAUUGUCAAACAUGUAUUGCUGCUUCAGAUUUGACCUUUUGUAACUGAUCUGUUCAUCUCAACAGUAGUUUUUAAAGUUUGAAGAUGUAGGUAUGCAAACAGGGAUGUUAAACCUGUAGGGUAAAGCACUGUAAUGUUUCCAAGCCUACAGGCUUUGGAUCGUAGGCAAAAGGUUACUGCUUCUGGGAAACGUGUGGAACAAGGUGCAAUAUGGAAGAUAAUGAGUAAAUGUGCAUGCGUGGAUAUACCAUUUUGGCAAGUCAAGCCAAUAUCCACAUAGUCAUGAUGGCUUUUUGUGAGACUUUGUGCAAAAGGAGGUCUUCUCAUGGUACCUCUAACUGCUCCCCAUGCUUUCAGUCUCAGUGUGAUGAGCUAAACUGAAAAACAAACAUCCCAUACUUUGUGAGGCUCCACUGGGAGCAGAAACGUUAGUUGUCAAUCAGGAAUGCUGUAUAAAUGGAAGGGGGAAAGAAAUGAUAUCCCCUGGCAGCACUGUAGCUUCAUUGUUCUUUGUUUUGAACGCUGUUUGUCUUUGUCUCUAAUAUAACUGAAGCCUUUCAUUGAAUGGCACCAAUCAGACAAAUAUGAAUAGGACACAGAAUGAUCUGAAACGUGAGAAUAUUUCCUAGUCCAAUUGUAAGAGUUUUGCAAGAGUUUGUGUUGUUUUAAGUCAGUCAGAUAUGAACAGCACAUGGUUGCGUAUGAACUUUGUCUCAUGAACGUCACGUGGUUGUGUCAUGGAAUUGUAUGAGGAAUGCAUUGGGCUCCUUGUAAUCAGCUGUUGGCCUGCUAUAGAAAAAGAUUUCCCUCCAAAUCCCACCAUAUCCUCUCUGCCUCAACUCCUCUUUCGUACCCGUCUUUGCAUUUCUCAUCAACAGAAAUUGCGUUAUCAAACACAACACUGUUUUAAAAAAAGUAGCAAAAGACAAUCUUGAAAAUGUGUGAUCGCAUCACAGUUUACUCUCUCAAUUUCUUGCUAUGGUGUGUGCGCUGUACGUGGGGGGCAGCACAGAGUACCGUAGCCAUAAGCAGAGCACAUCCUUUCUCUGAACAGAUACACAGACAGGCCAGUCAGUGGAGCACUCAGCACUAAGAAAUGUGUUGUAAGAAUUCUAUUUAUCUACUUUUGUUAUUGUUGUUGAACGUUAGCAUUACUGUGUGUUGUUUUUGAUUUCUGUUUGUUGUGUGAAGUGAUGUGGAGUGGCCCGUUCCAACGCUCUUUUGUACAAGACAUUGUAAACAAGUUUGCUCCGUAAACUCAACAUUCGAAAACAAAGAAAACAAUUCUUUCACGCAAUCAACCUGGUCAGCACCUUAUAGAUUUGUCAGAUAAUUCAUACCAGAGAGGAAUAUAUUUCAGUGUCAUUUAUCAUAAAUGAUUGAAGUCAGCAGCACAUAUAUUAACUAAACUGCUGGGAUGAUCAAUCCAAGAACCGGUCAGUCUACGUUUAAAAUGACAUGCACAAAAUUAUCUGUAAUUUAUUCAUGGUCACCAUCCAUGACAUAAUUGGACUGCUUUAUUAUAUUUCAAAUGUAUAAUCUAUUGCAAGUUUGGAAGCACUUUACAGCUCAGGAUAAAAUAACAUGGUACAUAUUUGUAACCGGACAUUGUUACAGAACAUCAUACUUGAUUCAUGAAUUCAAUUUACACAUUUAAGCUAAACGUGCUUGACAAUGGGAUGGUGAUGGUGGUAUAUGAUGAGAGCUGAUAUGAGUGUGUGUUUUGCUUUUCAUUUUAAUUGUCUGUAUCGAUUUAAAUGUAGAUAUUUUUGUCCACUCAACUGAUAAUUGUAUGCAGGGGUGCAACUUUCACUGGGGAUGGGGGGUGGGGACACAUUCUGAAAUGGCAUUUUCGUCCCCCCCCAGUUUUAUCAUUGGAAUGUGAUAAAGAAUGAGGCAACGGUGCGCUUUAGGACCAUGAGGGUUCGGGUAGACUGUUUGGAGUGUUUAUCCGAUUGGAUAAAACAUUUUUUUAAAGAUAUGUCCACCCACUUCUAAAGCCAAAGUUGCGCCCCUGAUCGUAUGGAUAAUUUGAUGUGGAACACAUAAGCACUCUUAAAAUGCACAAUACUGGGUUAUAAAGUUCAUGGCAAGGCUCAAGCCAGACUCAUCCAAUCUCAUUGUCUUAAAAACUAAAUUACUUCAAUCUGAAUUUUUACUAGCAACACAAGUAAACUAUUGCUUUAAAAGCUCAUUAUAUUUUGCACACAUCAGACUUCCGAAAUUGUAUUUUAGCUACACUAGUCAGGCUUUACAAACUGUUAUUUUGAAAUAUCAAGGAAGGCUCAGGCGUCCACACAUUUGAACACGGUUAAUUUGGAUAGACUUGUUUGGAUAGACUUUAUCAAUCAACUUGAUCGCUACCUGGGGCUCUGUCCCGAUACUCUUAAAUGUCUUCCGUGUCUCCUCCACCUCCAUUUGCCCCUUGUCUACUUUUGGCCAGCCAUCAUUUCCAACAGCCAUCAGGAAACUACUAUCUACACUUCAUUAUUUUACUGAUGCCGGGUUGAUCUUAAUUCUUUUCAUCCACGUUAAACUAAUGCAUCACUUUGCUUUGUGUGUUCAAAAAAAGGAAGAGAUAACUUUCUCUUCUUAAUUUGUCUUAAGACUACGAGCUACAUUUUACGUGUGCUGCAGCUACUGUGACCAAUGAAAACACAACCAUUUGUAGACACAUUUUAGUGGCCAGUGGGAUUUCUCUUUGCAUAGGCAGGACAAUGUAAUGUAUAGAUGUUUGAUUAAAAAAACUGAGCGUAAAAGCCCUAGUAGCUUGUGCAUUGCUGAUGUGGUCAGAUGUUUGUAUAACUGUUCAAAGGGCUGUAAAAGAAACAUUUUAAAUCUAAAUCGUUUUUCUGUGGGGUACAGCACUGUUCCAGAAAAAUCUACGCCGUUUCAACCCUUGCCUGUUUUAACUUAUCAGUUGGUGGUGCUUUGUAAAACGUAUAAUGUUCUUGAUAUUACUUUCUUUGUUACUUCUCCUGCAUUGGCCAGAGACUGCAGUUCUGUGCGGGGGUGUAAUUUACUGUAUACCAAUGUGACGCUUUGUAUUUUUUCCUUCUGGUUUUUUGGACUCAGUGAAAGUGUGAUGUUUACAUGUACAGAUUUUUCAAAAGACUUUUACUUUUCGUCCAUGUUAUUUUCUCACCCUACCCCGCCUGUUUAUAUUUACUCAGACAUGUCUUUAGUGCAUUGCAUCAAAUGCAGACAGAUGUGACUGCUUUGAAUGGUGGUCAGGUCAGAUGACAUUCACAUGGCCAAAGUGAGGAUAGACUAGGACAACCAGGUUGGGGUUGAUAUCUGAUGAUGGCUGAUAGCCCUAUAGGGAUUCUGGAGUGAGAGGGAGUGUCACGCCAGUUCAAAGUGCACCAUGAAUAGCCUACCUCUGUCUGAGAUUUAUCAGUAGCAUAAUGAUACACGGAUCCCCCACUGAGGGAUUGCAGAUAACCCACCAGUUUUUCCUCUACUGAAUAGCCCUCUAUAACAUGCUGAUAGCAGCUCAUGGCACCUGGUGCGGAAUUGAUUCAUUAGCAUUUAACUAAAUUACUGAGAAACACAAAACAUUUAAUAAUAGAACAUGUGUACAGUAGUUGAAACAUAGUGGCAGGCAAUCAUUUUAUGAUGAUUCUAUUAUGAUCACAUUCCCUGGUUGUUAUAAGGAACACUUUGACCUUUCGUAACAGCUCCUCAGUGAUGUGAUGUAAAAGCCAUUCCCCCUCUCCUGGUCCUCAAGGGGGGACACAGGAACCUCAGGAAACGCUGAAUCUCUGAGUUUAUUUUUUAUCCAUUAUGAUCUUUGCUGAUGGCAGUAAAGACUCUCUACCUAUUACCAUGACAUUUAUAUGAAACGUGUAUCAUUGUUUUGUACAUUAAUCAUUGUGAUCUAAAAGUGGAGCUUUUUCCAGUACCUGUAACUGAAUAUUUAGAUUUUUUUGAAAAGUGUUUAUAGGUAUAAAUAUUUAUUGAUAUAUGUGAAGCGACUAAAAAGACAAAAGAAAAGGCAGAAAAAUUGUCGUUUGUUUCAUGCAAAGCCGCCCAGACAGGAUAUUCUCUGCCUCUGACAUAUCACUAUUGAUGAGGGACUUGUGUUUGUUUUGAAUAGCGCUUUUUUUCAGUGUAACGUCAACGCUACGGUAAAAAAUGUUGGUUACCAACAGCAGCAUUGCAAGGCUCUCUUCUGAGAUGUCAGUAACUGAAUAAAACAGUGUGAUGAGCUAUCAAACCGAAA